Molecule: messenger RNA, 312 nt
Organism: Dentiscutata erythropus
Lineage: Eukaryota; Fungi; Glomeromycota; Glomeromycetes; Diversisporales; Gigasporaceae
Source: the annotation of a GenBank genome assembly
CUGCUAGUAUUUCAAAUUUAAUUAAUCACGACGAAGAAAAUCAGAAUAAUAAUAAUUCCUCUUCAACUACUAUCGCAAAUUCACCAACAUCACGAACAAAAUUUCAUAAUACAAAUAAUUCCGAUUUUAUCAAUGCCAACUCAAAAAAGAAAAGGAAAGGUGGGCACGAUCAUGAUUAUGAAGGAGGUGGUGAAUCUUCUAAAAGACAAAGACGUAGCGGUAUUCAUAAGAAUGUUUCUUCUUCUUCUACUUAUUCAUUAGGAACAACUAUGACCACAACCAUAAAUACCAUGAUGAUGAUUGAUGAAAUCG